Molecule: messenger RNA, 2113 nt
Organism: Armigeres subalbatus
Lineage: Eukaryota; Metazoa; Arthropoda; Insecta; Diptera; Culicidae
Product: T-complex protein 1 subunit eta-like
Exons: 5
Coding region: 151-1779 (542 amino acids)
Biological process (GO): protein folding
Cellular component (GO): chaperonin-containing T-complex
Molecular function (GO): ATP-dependent protein folding chaperone; ATP hydrolysis activity; ATP binding
Source: RefSeq, a predicted model, not a curated record
GUCGAUAUUUCUUUAUCUGUCAAAAUCAUUCUUCGGUCUUUUCGUUCAUGUGUGCUUCUCGCAUUUGCAUUUUGUAAAAUUCGUAAAUUAUUCCUUUUUAAUCGUAAAAUUGCCUUUGUCAGGUUAAUUUACUAGUGAAAGUUUAUCAAAAUGCAACCUCAAAUUGUGCUGCUUAAGGAAGGUACCGACACCUCUCAGGGAAAGCCUCAGCUUAUAUCCAACAUCAACGCCUGCCAAUCUAUUGUGGAUGCCGUGCGUACUACCCUCGGUCCCCGUGGCAUGGACAAGCUGAUUGUCGAGAACAACGGAAAGGCUACAAUUUCAAACGAUGGUGCAACUAUUAUGAAGUUGCUGGACAUUGUGCACCCAGCUGCAAAAACGCUGGUUGACAUCGCUAAAUCUCAGGACGCUGAAGUCGGCGAUGGUACCACGAGCGUUGUUAUGUUAGCUGGUGAAUUCCUGAAGCAGUUGAAACCAUUCGUCGAAGAAGGUGUGCAUCCUAGAAUUAUCAUCAAGGCAGUGCGGAAAACGCUUAGCUUGUGCAUCUCCAGAAUCAACGAGUUGGCAUUCAAGAUCGAGAAACAUGACAACGAAAAGCAUCGAGCCUUGCUGGAGAAGUGCGCUGCUACGGCAAUGAAUUCCAAGCUCAUUCAUCAACAGAAGGAUUUCUUCUCCAAAAUGGUUGUCGACGCUGUUACUACGUUGGAUGUUUUACUGCCUCUGAACAUGAUUGGAAUAAAAAAAGUAACAGGCGGUGCCUUGGAAGAGUCCAUGCUGAUUGAUGGCGUAGCUUUCAAGAAAACAUUCUCAUAUGCAGGCUUUGAAAUGCAGCCUAAAUCAUACGAAAAUGUCAAGAUUGCUCUUCUUAACAUCGAGUUGGAAUUAAAAGCUGAGCGUGACAAUGCCGAAGUUCGCGUGGACAAUGUUCAAGAAUAUCAGAAGGUCGUUGACGCUGAGUGGCAAAUUUUGUACGAUAAACUGGAGAAAAUUCAUAAAUCCGGAGCUCAGGUCGUUCUUUCCAAAUUGCCCAUUGGCGAUGUUGCUACCCAAUACUUCGCUGAUAGGGAUAUGUUCUGCGCCGGACGUGUUCAAGAAGAGGAUCUUAAACGCACAUUGAAGGCGUGCGGCGGAGCAGUGAUGAGCACAGUUCAGGAUAUUGACGACAAGGUGCUUGGAACAUGUGCCCACUUCGAGGAACGCCAAGUGGGAGGGGAGCGAUUCAACAUCUUCCAAGGCUGCCCCAAUGCGAAAACGUGUACGCUGAUUCUACGAGGUGGAUCAGAACAAUUUUUGGAGGAAACCGAUCGAUCGUUACACGAUGCUAUAAUGAUCGUCAGGCGUACCAUUCGGAACGAUUCCGUCGUAGCCGGAGGCGGAGCCAUUGAAAUGGAACUGUCGAAAAUGUUACGUGAUUAUUCACGCACAAUUGCCGGCAAGGAGCAACUGUUGAUUGGCGCAUUAGCAAAGGCUUUGGAGAUCAUUCCUCGUCAGUUGUGCGAUAAUGCCGGUUUCGAUGCAACCAAUAUUUUGAACAAACUACGACAAAAGCAUGCACAAGGUUGUCAAUGGUACGGAGUAGAUAUUUUGAAAGAACAUAUUGCCGAUAAUUUCGAAGCAUUCGUUUGGGAACCAUCGGUGAUCAAGAUCAACGCUCUGACAGCUGCCUGUGAAGCCUGUUGUAUGAUCCUGUCGGUAGACGAAACCAUCAAGAGCCCAAAAUCCGCCGGCGGAGAAAUGCCUCAGGCUCCUAUGGGACGCGGAAUGGGUCGUCCAUUCUAAAAAAAUAUAUCCACUACUUAAGUUCAUACCGUUACAUCAUUAUCUUUUAGCCCUUGUAACAUUUCAUUUGACGUCAAUUAAAAAAUGAAUUGUUUGUUGCUACCUUUGUCACAUUCAUUAAUAUUAUCAUUUUAUACUAAUUCCGGCGAUCCAAUCACAUACAUACUCAACUAACAUAUACACAUUCACUUAACUUACGCUUUAUCACCAAUAAUAAACGGCUUUGUGAAAAUCUACGAAUUGUAUUAAAUACCACUCUAGAAGAAGAUGCUCGUUAGCAUUGCUUUAAUAAUACAAUAAAUACAAAGUAUCGUAUUUCUCAACGAAAACUAUA